Messenger RNA from Marchantia polymorpha subsp. ruderalis, 2334 nucleotides. NCBI's taxonomy places the organism in Eukaryota, Viridiplantae, Streptophyta, Marchantiopsida, Marchantiales, Marchantiaceae. The record is from the annotation of a GenBank genome assembly.
GAGGCUCAGUUGGCGCCCCGUCCGUCCGUCGGGCUGGCGAGUGCCGUGGCUGGCUCUUCUCGUCGCUUCUCUUCGUCGUCGUCGUCAGAAGCGCGGGUCGUCGAGUAUUUAUCGAGUCCAGCGCUGGGCCUUGUGUCGGUCCGUGUUGUUGCGUUGCGUUGUGUUGCGCUGCGCUGCGCGGAGCGAAGCGGGGGGAGCAGAGCGGAUUGGAUCUUGACGCGUCUUCCGCACACAGACACACACUCUCACUCGGCAGCAGGACGAGGGGAUCGGAGCCCGGAGAUUCAGUCAGUUGUUGUUCGAGAUUUGGGAUCCCUGGUGAAGCAAAGCAAGCGAGCACGCACGCGCUCUCGGAAACGAGUGAAACUUUCGGAAGGACGGAAUCGGAUUGUGCUCGGGCGGGCGUUGUGCGGAGUUGGUGGUUUUAUAGCGAUCGAGCAGGCGCAUUUGCGGGGACGAGUAUCGGAGACAGGAAUUGGUGACGACGUUGUUCUGCUGGCUCAGAGCUGACUACGACAACCACGACGACGGUGGACGAGGUUUCUGGUUUGUGCUGGGUGAAGGUGGUGGUGGUGGGGGGUCGGCAGGCUGGCUUUGGGUCGAGGCGUUGCCUCCUGUUGUGGACGAGGAAUUUUGGGGUCGCUGGCUCUGAGCUCUAGGGUUUGCGUCCGUGUCGGAGGGCUUGGCUGUGUAGGUUGAGAAAAGAAAAGUGAAGAGAUCGUGGGGUUCACUCAUGGCGAGAUGAUUCAGAGAGGCAUUUCAUUUGAGGACGAGGUGGAUUUUUGAGGCUGGGUGGGAAGAGAGAUUCUUAAUUGGCUCGGUUCAGCAUUCUCCACUGUUUCCUGCUCUUCGGCAAAUGUCUUUGAGUUCCAUUAUUUGACCUCAGCUAAGAAUCGGAGCCUGUAAGCUUCUGCAAUUCUGUCCGCGUUGAAGUUGAAAGUUUGCGGGGAUUAAAUUUGGCAUCCGUUGACGAGUAAUCAAAACUCGUCACCAUUACGAGCGCUCCAAUGGCGCGAAGGCCCAGAAAGCGUCAAGCUCUCACGAGGCAUGAAGCUAGCUCGAGCGACGACGAGAGGGAGUUAGCUCGCCCUCCUUCGCAACGUUACGAGCCACAUCCUAUACCGGUGACUUUUGCUGACAAUUCUAUACCGAAAGAUAGACCAGUCCGCGUUUAUGCUGAUGGCAUCUACGACUUGUUCCACUUCGGGCAUGCGCGAUCUCUCGAGCAGGCGAAAAAACUGUUUCCGAACACGUACUUACUUGUAGGGUGCUGCAGUGAUGCUCUGACCCACAAGUACAAAGGGAAAACUGUCAUGCCCGAAGCCGAACGCUAUGAGUCUCUCCGACAUUGCAAAUGGGUAGAUGAAGUGGUCGAAGAUGCACCGUGGGUGAUCACGCAAGAGUUUCUAGACAAGCAUAACAUUGACUUCGUCGCCCAUGACGCCCUUCCAUAUGCUGAUACAAGCGGAGCUGCGAAAGAUGUUUAUGACUUUGUCAAAAAAGCAGGAAGGUUUAAAGAGACAAAAAGGACAGAUGGAGUUUCAACAUCCGAUAUCAUCAUGCGGAUUGUUAAAGACUACAACGAGUAUGUCAUGCGGAACUUGGCUCGAGGAUACACAAGAAAGGACCUGGGUGUCAGUUACGUGAAGGAAAAACAACUGAGGGUAAAUAUGGGUAUAACCAAGCUUCGACAGAAAGUGAAGGAGCAGCAAGAGCGGGUUGGCCAAAAGGUACAGGACACAAUUUCAGAGUUGAACAUUGUAGCAAAAACAGCGGGGAUGCACCAUGGUGAGUGGGUGGAGAAUGCCGAUCGUUGGGUCAGUGGUUUUCUGGAGAAAUUCGAAGAAGGGUGCCAUUUGAUGGAAAGUGCGAUCAAGUCACAAAUUCAAAAAGGCCUGUUGAGGCCGCAGCUCAAUAAGAAGAAGUCGACGAAGCUUAUUGCAAAUGGGAAAACCAACGAAGGAUCAUCACAAGGUGUGCUAAGAAACGAAUUGAUAUCAAUGUCAUGACUUCGGCGACUUCACCAUCAACCCUCUGGGGCGUACAUAAACUACAAAUUAUCAGGCACACCACAUAGUAUUAGGAUCUCCGUGUAGGUGUUGAUAUUCUUAGGUUCCCUUCAUGGAUGAGUGAGUAUUUUUGUUCAUGUAUGAGAGUCUCGGCUUUUUCCAAAGCCCAUGGUACAAAUUUUUCCAGCCCUUAACCUAAAUAAUUUUUUUGACUAUGCCUUCCUACUUCUGUUCAUUGUACCGAGUCAUCCAAUACUGUUCACCCAGUAAGUAUGAAAUUGAUGCUCUUAAUGAUCUAUUUUGACGACCUGGGGACUUCCAUCUC